AUGGACAUCAGGUGGAACACACAAGGCGAUUUCACAACACAGCAACCUCUUCCGUUGGUGAAGGUCAAGCUUUACGCCGAAAAUACGGGCAUGUUGGCGUUCGAAGACAAAGAACUCGGAAAGGUAGUGAUUCGACCAAGCCCCAAUAGUUCCCGUUCACCCGAAUGGUACAAGAUGACUGUUCCUAAAAACUCACCGGACCAAAACCUACGCAUCAGGAUCGCGGUUCGAAUAGAGAAACCUCAGAACCUUAAAUACUGCGGGUACUGCUAUUCUCUGGGAAAGCUGGCGUGGAAGCACUGGAAGCGAAGAUAUUUUUGUCUCGUACAGGUUUCCCAGUAUACCUUUGCGAUGUGCAGCUACAAGGAACGGAAGGCUGAAACAACCGAGUUUCUUCAGGUCGACGGAUAUACGGUCGACUAUGCGGAACCGGACAACGAUCUUUAUCCUUUGGGAGGGAAAUUUUUUUUCAGUGCCUUAAGAGAAGGAGAAGAGAUCAAGUUCGCGACGGACGACGACAACGAACGUCACAUGUGGGUUCAGGCGUUGUACCGUGCCACCGGCCAGGCGCAUAAACCGAUACCUCCCAAAGAAGGAACCAACGUGCUGAGUCUUCAGACCGAUUCCGAUCGUGCCAAGAAAUUAGGAAUGGACGAGUGUAUACAGGCUGAUCCGGUAAAGUUACCUCAUGAUCAGCUGCUGUCCGAGUUGCAGUCGCUGGCGCUGGAUUUUCGCCUAAAGGAUCCGGUUUGUUCGUUGGGAUGGUUUUCGCCUGGCGAGCUGUUUGUCUUAGACGAGUAUUGCGCCAGGUACAUGGUUCGCGGCUGUCAUCGUAACGUCUGUUUGUUGAACGACCUGUUGAACAUGGCCGAGAGCAACUACAUGAUCGAUCCAACGCUGCUGCACUACAUUUUCGCCUUUUGCGCGUCGCACGUGCAUGGCAACAGGUUCGUAACUGAACAGGCAGUACCUGACGGGGUUGGAACGGUAACGGUCAAAGAGCGCGAAAAAUUCGACCACGUCAAGGUGCGGCUGCGAGCUUUGCUGGAGAAGCAAAUAACGAACUUUUUACGCUGUUUUCCUUUUGACCGCCCGGAUGGUGCCCUGAAGGCGACGCUGUCCCUUCUAGAAAGGGUGCUUAUGAAGGACGUGGCAACGUCGGCGUCUCCUCAGGAAGUUCGCUCGGUUAUCAACAGGUGCCUAGAAAACGCUGCGCUCAUUAACUAUACUCGAGUGUGCAGCGAAGCCAAUCUAGAAGGUAACGGAUGA
Soboliphyme baturini is the source of this 1269-nucleotide messenger RNA. Lineage: Eukaryota; Metazoa; Nematoda; Enoplea; Dioctophymatida; Soboliphymatidae. The record is from the annotation of a GenBank genome assembly.